Colletotrichum navitas is the source of this 2296-nucleotide messenger RNA. RefSeq names its product fungal-specific transcription factor domain-containing protein. NCBI's taxonomy places the organism in Eukaryota, Fungi, Ascomycota, Sordariomycetes, Glomerellales, Glomerellaceae. The record is from RefSeq and is a predicted model, not a curated record. The transcript has 2 exons. Gene Ontology annotation, molecular function: zinc ion binding; DNA-binding transcription factor activity, RNA polymerase II-specific; transcription cis-regulatory region binding. Gene Ontology annotation, cellular component: nucleus. Gene Ontology annotation, biological process: positive regulation of transcription by RNA polymerase II. The coding region runs from base 219 to 2186 and encodes 655 amino acids.
CGAUAAGCCCCCGCAUUCUAGCGCGAGUCAUUUGCAUUACCGAGAUGCACUUCGUUGACCGUGGCCACCUGAGCCCAAGUUCUGACAACACUAGUUUCCUCAUUCAACGCAUCCGUGCCGGGUAUGAGCACGAAGUAACCGGAUUCAGCCUCGCUAGGUGAUGCGGAAUCACUAUCAUUUUCCCUGUGUGAUUUCCGGGACAUCUUGAUAACGGUCCGAUGCUGCCGUCAACGCGUAAGACCAUUACUCGGUCCCGCAAUGGAUGCGCUGUUUGCAAAUCGAAAAGGCUCAAAUGCGAUGAAGCAAAGCCCUAUUGCUCGCGUUGCCAAAGGCUUGGCAUAUCCUGUCCCGGGUACCAGACGCCAUUGAAAUGGACUAAUACGUCCUCGAGACCGCCCCGACGUGAUCCUACAACCCCAGGGAGCAAUGGGUCUGAGAGCAUUGUUCAGUCACCUGAAAAGACUCUUAAUGGAUCUCAUUUGUCCGAUCAGUCCGGGAAAGAGCUUUGCGACAUGGACUUCUUCAAUCAAUUCACGGAUAUGAACACCCCUGGGAGCCUCGACUUCCAAGGCACAGACAGCACAGGACCGCUCUUCUCAUUCUCGAAUGGACUCAUCGAAAAAGACCACUUAACACCCUCCGCCGACGCAGUGAUAGUCUCUUCCCUUCAAUCAUACGGAACGAGUGCGAGAGGCGUGUGCCCGGAACUCACUUUAGACGACACAGAGGCUACUGCCAGCAUGGUCGGGCGAGUCGCACCAUUGGCCUCGUCUCCGCCAUCCCGACACGAGAUGUCGCUUUCACCCUCCUUGCAAGACAAUUCCUCGAUACUCGUAGAAUACUACUUCAAGGAAGUGUGCGGCAUGAUGUCUUGUUACGACAGCAAGUUGAACCCCUACAGGACAACCAUUGCAAACCUCUGGGGCACCUCACCCGCGCUUUACUACGUCACCCAGAGCAUGGCAGCAGCCUGUUUAUCAGAGGUUUCGCCAGGCCUAGUCGCGGCCAGCGGUCGCCUUCGGGACCAAGCGGUUCGCUCCCUGUGGAACGAAAGCAGAGUUGACCCAACAGAUACGUCGUCGCUGCUGGCCUUGGUUAUGCUCGGCUUCAGCCUUUGUUGGCACGACCCCAGUAGCCUCGGUCAGUCAGAGUUCGAACUCCUUGCUGAGACGGUAACCCAUCUGGACAACCAGAGCGGCAAUCUGACGCCAAUUGAAAAGCAAAAGAGAUUCUUCUUCUACAACUCUCUCGUCUACUGGAAGGUGUUGUUGUCCUUCGUCACCGAUCAAGAACUGCCCAUACUAGGCGCCACUCGAGAGAUCCAACCACAGCCGGCCUUUGUGUCAACCCAAAAAAACGUAGUGAUGCCGCAUCCACAGACAGGCAUCGGCGUCGAUGUUCAAGAGCUUGUCGCUCAGGUUGGGGCUCUGGUCAGGAAAGAGCGUAGACGCAUUCGUCGACGCCAACAUUCAUCGAGACAUGAUAUUGAACAGUCCAUCAACGCCAUACGAUCCGCAGAACAGCUUCAAGCCAAGUUAUGCGUGCUAGACCUUCCAGCAGAAGCAGCAGUCAUUAACUCGGGAGAUGAUAUGACUCCCACCGAUCAUCUACUAAAAACAGCAGAGGCUUACAGAUGCACCGGGCUUUUGCAACUCUAUCGUAACUUCCCCGACCUCUUAUUCGACGGCACAUCGCCUGUCACUCUCACAAGCCCUCCAAAUGGGGUGGAGACGCCCGAAAGCGCUAAUUGCAGCCACUCUGAAGAUUCCGGUGUCAUAUUAGGUACAUGGCUAACGAGUCUUGCCCUCCAUGUAAUCGAUCUUGUGCAGGAUAUUCCGAUUUCCUCACGAUCUCGGUCUAUCCAACCCCUUCUUCUUGUCAGCAUUUGCAGCGAGCUUUCGCUCGGUCGUACGUUUGUGCCAGCUCCAUACAUGAAAAGGAGCGCCGUCGCUAGCAUCGGGUCUAGUCCAAGAAUGGAGGUGUCGCCAACAGUCACUGAUGUCCUGCAUGCGAGACGACUCGUAGUUUCACGGCUCACAUCUUUUGAGGGAAUUUUGGCUGCUAAGCCAAUAAGACAAAUGCUGAAGCUUGUCAAAGAGACCUGGGCCUGCAUGGACAGUCAACAGCACGAUAUCUAUUGGAUGGACGUUAUGAUGGACAAGGGGUACGAAACCUUGAUGGGCUGAUAGCCGUAAGAUGUUGGGGUGUGUACCAUGGUGAUGAUGAAUGAACGGAACAUUGAUGAUUAUUGUGAAGGCAAAUUUAGACCUAGCGUGUCAAUAAAGGGGAGAGAGCC